Molecule: messenger RNA, 1476 nt
Organism: Adineta ricciae
Lineage: Eukaryota; Metazoa; Rotifera; Eurotatoria; Adinetida; Adinetidae
Source: the annotation of a GenBank genome assembly
AUGAGCGAUUUGUGCUUGAGUUAUAAGAAUCAAGUGAGUAUGUGUUCACAACGCUAUUCAGAAAGUCGAACUAUACACGAAGAAACUCGUCGAGGAAAUGAUCAAUUCAAUGCACCGUUCAGUCAACGUGUGUCGGUCCCUAUUGAACGUUCAAUAAACAGUUUUAAUAAUACUCCUAACGAACAACGUGUACAGGAACGUAUUCGCAAUCAUGACACGAGUGUACAAUGGGUGAAUGAUCCAAUCAGCGGUCAAGAGAAAUUUCGAGUCCAUAUUAAUAUUGAAGGAUUUAGUCAAAAUGAAGUGAACAUCCGUGUCGAUGGAAAUAAGUUGGUCGUCUAUGGCGAACAUAUUGAAAAUCAUAAUGACAGUACAGCCAAAAAGAUUAUUGAAAAAUCGUUUGAAUUACCUCGUGAUGUUGAUUCACAUAGUCCGCAUGUAACAUUUCCAACGACAACAAAAAUGCAAGUUGAUUUUUCAUCACGUCAUUCGAACGUGUUGAUCGACGAUGGUCGAACAUCGUCGAAAUUCUUAUCAAAUUAUGACAUAUCUCAACGACCAACACCAGGAAUUACACAGCAACGAAGUUCAACCGAAUACACAUCGACAAGACGACUCGGUGGUGGUACUACGAAUACUUACGAACGAAUUCCAAGUCCACCGCGUACUUCAACUUUUGACCGACCAUUUGGUAACAGUGACUUCGGUCGUAAUACUACCAAUACGUAUUCAUCGACAGAUUCGAUCAACCAACCGAGUAAGCCAACAUAUACAUAUCGCGUCUCAAGAAACUAUUCGCCACCGCGAACAACAUUUCCUUCAUCGACACGUGGUGAUUUCGACAAUGUAACAGAACAAACAUUUACCGAAACACACCGUGAAACACAUCACCGUCGUUCAAGUCCAACAUCGGGCGUUCAAUCCUCUCAUGAAGUUGAACACCAUCGUUCUGGUAGUCCAUCGAUAGCUAAAGGUCUCGAUGAAGACCGCUUUCGCACAAGCCUUAGUCUUGGCGGUCGAAAUUUAUCACCAGCAUCAUCACGGAAUCUUGAAGUGCGCGAAUUUUCACGACGUAUUGGAAGCGGUCAAAGCGAUCAAAAGAAUGAUCGAUUUCCUAGUAGUGAUACGUCAUUAUUUGCUCGUGAUUUCAAUACGGAAGCAUUUUAUCGAAGUGCAUUUCAACCGCAAAUCUACACCGAUGAUCGCGGUCAGAAAUGUAUUGAAAUGAAACUUGACGUAAAUAACUAUCAACCCAAUGAAAUCAAAGUCUCGGUUAAUGGCAAUGAUCUUAUUGUUCAAGCUGAACAUAAUAUUGAACGACCACCUACAUCAUCGACACGAGCAUAUUUUUACAAACAAAUAACCUUACCAUCAAAUACGGAUUUCUCUAGCUUAGCAUCGCAAUAUCAUCCCGAUGGUAAGCUUCAUAUCACUGCAAAAUUAAUGCAAGAGCAAUCAUCGAUUAGAUAUAAUUAA